Messenger RNA from Cannabis sativa, 3225 nucleotides. Its product is annotated as serine/threonine receptor-like kinase NFP. Gene Ontology annotation, biological process: protein phosphorylation. The record is from RefSeq and is a predicted model, not a curated record. The transcript has a single exon. Lineage: Eukaryota; Viridiplantae; Streptophyta; Magnoliopsida; Rosales; Cannabaceae. The coding region runs from base 1126 to 2955 and encodes 609 amino acids. Gene Ontology annotation, molecular function: protein tyrosine kinase activity; ATP binding.
CAUCACAUACAGAUCAUGUUGUGUAUAUAAUACUUGAAAAUAGAACCUUUAACCUUAGUCAACAUAGAAAUGCUAAAUAUUGAAACCAAAGAGGUUUUUCAUAAGAUUUGACGAAAAAGAUAGGUAAAAAACAGUUUAGGGAAAUAUUAUGAAUUAGUUGGUAAGGAAAUAAGGUUGUGAAUUAUACACUAUUGGUCAAAAUUUAAUUUUGUUGAAGUAUCUUGAACCCAACCUAGAUUCACUUGAGUUUUCUGUCUUUAACCUUGAGAUUCUAAUAAAGUGUAGCAAUCAGUAAAAGCUAGUUAUACUACAGUUGAGAGAAUUCUUUAUUUUAUUACUGUUAAAUUUUUCCUUUAUACUACUGCUAUUGAAUCUCAUUUUUAUCUGGACAGAAGAGUCAAUCUCAAUUCAGAGUCUUUUAAAAUUUGUAUUGGAGUAAUUUGUUUGUCUACAUAGAUCCGGACACUUGGAAAGAGUGCCAUUCACACUGGAUUCAUUCAAAAGUCCAAUCUAUGAGCGUUUUUAGAGCCUGCACUAAACAUUUUUAAGUACUUAGUUUAGCGUCCUUACACCGUUAAGUGUUGGAUAUUAUAAUUUAGUUCCUAGUAUAGGAACAAACCGAAUAUUCUCAGACAAUCAAUCAUGAAAACCACUAAACUAUUUGGUUUUUUAAUGUUAGCUCAAUUGACUUUAUAUGUACAAAAUAUAGGUGUGUGACAUCUUCUUGGCUCCUGCCGUCCCUACUUUGAUUUAACUAUUCCACUACUUUGACAGAGUCAUAUCAAAAGAGAAUAUAUAACACAGAAAAAAUCAUAUAAAAAAUCAAGUAUUGACGUAUUUAGUUGUGCAUAAUAACAAAAACAAUCCACUACUCUUUUUUUCUUUUUUCACAUAAGAUGGUGAAGAAAACUAGGAUAGAAUAAUCACUCAGAACAUAGCUAGAGACAAAAGGUCACUGUAUAAUAUAUUCACAAUAAGCCUUAUUUAAUAUAGGAUAUAAAGGCCCUUACAAUGUUUUUCAGCUUUUUCCUUAAAUUAUAGUAAGAAUCUACAAUAAGUUUUGUUCAUCAAGCUUUAUAUGGCAUAAUUAGUUACUUCAAAGCUUAACCAUCGAAGCUCACCGCUAUGGCGCUAUUGCUUUAUCUCCUACUUUUCUUCAUAACCCAUGUUUCAGCUCAGUCACCACCCACCUCAGGUACAAACUUUUCAUGCUCUGCUAACUCGCCAUCCUCAUGUCAGACCUAUGCUGCUUACUUUGCUCAGUCUCCGAACUAUAUUGAUCUGAAUAGUAUAGCCAAUCUGUUUGGGGUGAGUUCUUUGUCGAUUUCAGAGGCUAGUAAUCUGCUUCCAGAGCAGAUCAAACUGAUUCCAGGCCAGCUUUUGCUAAUACCACUCUCCUGCAGCUGUAAUGGAAGCUAUUACUUUGCCAAUAUCACCCAUAACAUCACCAUGGGGGAAAGCUAUUACUUAGUUUCAACCUAUUCAUUUGAAAAUCUCACUAAGUGGCCUUUGGUUAGAGAUAUGAAUCCUGAACUUAAUCCAAACCUCUUGCAGAUUGGCACCAAAGUUGUUUUCCCAUUGUAUUGUGGAUGCCCUUUAAAAUCCCAUUUGGAAAAUGAUAUCAAAUAUCUUAUAUCUUACGUUUGGCAACCAGAAGAUGACAUUGUUGGUGUUGGUGCCAAGUUUAAUGCCACAGAGGUUGACAUUGUAACUGAAAAUAACUACCGGAACUUCACAGAUGCUGUUGGCUCAGCGGUGUUGAUCCCGGUGUCUCGGUUGCCAUCUCUCUCCCAACCUCCUUAUCCUUCUCAGUCUCAGCCAAGAAACCAACUUAAAGGCAGGUGGUUCCUCAUAACUGUUAUAAGCUUAGCAGGUACUCUUCUUGUUCUGUUUUUAGCUACUUUUCUACUUUACACUAUUGGUUUCUACCGAAAAAAGAAGAAGCUCAACCGUGAGGACUCAUCUCUUGAGUCUAGUGAUCUGAUCCGAACCACCAAAGGUGAUAAUUCUAAGCUUCAGACGAAGGAUAAACUUCUUCCUGGAGUUUCAGGCUAUCUUGGCAAGCUAAUCAUGUAUGAAAUCGAAACAAUUAUAGAGGCUACAAUGAAUUUCGAUGAGCAGUAUAGGAUUGGAGGAUCUGUAUAUAGAGCCAUGAUUCAUGGGAGCUUGUUGGCUGUGAAAAAAGCCAAGCAAAAUGUCUCUGAAGAACUCAACAUUUUGCAGAAAGUCAACCAUGGAAAUUUGGUGAAACUGAUGGGAAUCUCUUUGGACAAAGAUGGAGAAUGCUUCUUUGUAUAUGAGUAUGCUAAAAAUGGUUCACUUGAUAAAUGGUUAAACCCCAAAUGUUUAAGCAGUGGUUCGAGCUCAUCGGGAUUUCUCACAUGGAGUCAGAGAUUAAGCAUAGCAUUAGACGUUUCCCAUGGCCUUCAGUACAUGCACGAACACACUCAGCCGAGCAUAGUUCACAGGGACAUAAGAACAAGUAACAUACUCCUAGACUCAAGGUUUAAGGCAAAGAUAGCAAAUUUUUCAAUGGCUAGCCCAGCUACAGCAGAAACAAUGACAAAAUCUGAUGUUUUCGCCUUUGGUGUUGUCCUGUUGGAGCUGCUCUCGGGGAGAAAAUCUAUGGCAACAAGAGCAAGCGGUGAGAUCAUCAUGUUGUGGAAAGAAGCAAGGGUCAUCUUGGAAGAUACAGAGAAGAGAGUGGAUAAGGCGAAAGAAUGGAUCGAUCCUAAGUUGGAGAAAUUCUACCCUAUAGAAGGUGCACUGAACUUGAUAUCGUUGGCAAAGGCUUGCACAGAAGAGAAGGCUUCUGCUAGACCAAGCAUGGCUGAUGUUGUGUUUAGCCUCUCUGUUCUUACUGAAUCAUUUUCUCACUCUGCAGAAGCCUCUUGGAAUAGUACAUUAGAAGGAGAAGAUAUUGUCCAAAUUACUAGUCCAAUCGAUGCUCGCUAAAAUUCGGUGUAGAUUUGCAGUACUUGUUCUUUGAUCAUUCAUAUUAUGUGGUAAAAGAACUCUCAAUUGUAGUAAUUUCUCAUUGUGGUGAACAAAGGGUAUUGAGUGUAUAGUACUUUCUUUUGAAAUUGGUUGGUUGUCAACUUGUAUAUAAUGAGUGUUAUCAUGUGGUUAUAGCAUAGAUCUAAUUAAGCAAAUAAGAAAAACAAUUAGAGAGCAGUAACUUAACUCAAGGAAAAACAAAAAAAAAUUGCCAAAGGCAACUGUAAA